Messenger RNA from Hylaeus anthracinus, 1093 nucleotides. It is a transcript of the gene Fer2, whose product is annotated as basic helix-loop-helix transcription factor amos. The coding region runs from base 260 to 949 and encodes 229 amino acids. Gene Ontology annotation, biological process: regulation of transcription by RNA polymerase II; developmental process. NCBI's taxonomy places the organism in Eukaryota, Metazoa, Arthropoda, Insecta, Hymenoptera, Colletidae. The transcript is spliced from 5 exons. Gene Ontology annotation, molecular function: protein dimerization activity; DNA-binding transcription factor activity, RNA polymerase II-specific; RNA polymerase II transcription regulatory region sequence-specific DNA binding. The record is from RefSeq and is a predicted model, not a curated record.
AUUCCCCAGGGACAGGGCCGAUAGUCGGAGUCCUUGCUGUCCCGUGGAUCCCGUCGUUGGAGGCUCCUGGAAUUUCAGAAGUCAAGGUCAGAUUGGAAGACCGAAGACAGUUUGGAGACCGCUGAGUGAAUCGAAGAAGGUCGAGAGGAGGACCAAGAGGAUUUUCUGGUUGGCUUUGGAAGGAGUCCCUGGAAGAGUUCAAGGAUAGUUUUAAGCAUAAGUGAAGUGAUUGAUGAGCUGGUGAGGAGAAGGAGGAGCUAUGGCGACUCAUUCUGCAUACGAUUAUGAGGACAGGGGCCAGAGGAUGCGACACAGGGUGGGCACCACGUCCAGGGCUGCUGACUCCACCGUAGCCUGCACCAGUAACCAGUACUACGUGGGCCCCAGCAGCGACAUCAGCGAGGAGGAUCUAGCCGAGCUACCAUCUUGCGUUUACGCUGGAAGAUCGUCUCAGCACGUCGCUCACGCAUCCUCGCACACACACUCGCCUCUGCACUACCACAUGCCUGUCUCCACACCUGAUCACGAGACGGACAUGAACGGCGUGGAGGAGGGUUAUUACCCAAACGGCAGCCCUUACAGAAUCCAACGACACGCUGCCAACAUACGCGAGAGGAAACGCAUGCUGAGCAGCAUCAACUCGGCUUUCGACGAGCUCAGAGUUCACGUACCAACGUUCCCAUACGAGAAGAGGCUGUCGAAGAUCGACACCCUUCGUCUGGCGAUAGCCUACAUCGCUCUCCUGCGGGAAGUCCUGGCUGCGAGACUCGACCCGCUCACUUACGUCGAGAGGUGCCUUAGGGGAGAAAUAAAUGGCGAACGUGCCGAAUGGAACACGAGUGAUCUAACGGCACGUUUGUCGUGGAUCAACUGGGAGAACCUUGGGGUGAAUCCUAAUCGUCGAUCGGUCCUCACCACCCUGGCCCUGACUACGGACAACAUGAACUAAGAGAUCACUCGCACGUGGACGAGUCUCUCCUUUUCUUUGUAAAUAAAUCCCAGACGAAUAGACGUUACAAUGUUGUUACAUUUCCGUUCUAGUCAUCUACGUGCAAUACGAGCGAUGAUAUUAUAUUUCCUAUUUAUAUACAUA